Psylliodes chrysocephalus is the source of this 1689-nucleotide messenger RNA. Lineage: Eukaryota; Metazoa; Arthropoda; Insecta; Coleoptera; Chrysomelidae. The record is from the annotation of a GenBank genome assembly.
GGUUCGAGUGCAAGCGAGUUGUGAUAAGUUCGAGAGUGCGUCCGUCUCUGGUGGUGAAAGCCGCGGCAUGCAGCGUCGCGGCGCCGAGUUUGUUGCUUCCGUCGCUCUAUGGACGCUUUUUCUUCAGCACACGGAUGCCGAUUGGUGGCAGCUUGGCUUACCGAAUAUAAUGACCAAUUCUGUUGAAUUAACUCCGACUGAACACAAAGAAAAAUGCAUGAAGCUGGAUUUCUUUAUUGAACCGCAGAAAGAGAUUUGUUCAAAAUAUGACAAAAUAUUGCCGAUAUUGGGAAAAAGCGCACGUUUGACCAUAGAAGAAUGUCAAAGUAUAUUUUCAUACAGUCGAUGGAAUUGUACAACGUUCCUUGAUAAGAAUCAUACUUUUGGAAAUGUAGCAAAAAUCAGAAGUAGAGAAGCUGCUUACCUAUCAGCAAUAUCAGCGGCUAGCGUAGCCUACGCAGUAACCAGAGCCUGUUCGAAGGGCGAAUUGGCGGAAUAUUGUUCCUGUGAUAAUAGACUUAAAAAAAGAAAAACGCACCAAUUCAAAUGGGGCGGUUGUUCAGACGACAUUCGAUAUGGUGAAAACUUCAGUAAGCACUUUUUAGAUAUACGGGAAGAUCCCAACACCGCAUUGGGUCUCAUGAAUCUCCACAAUAAUGAAGCAGGUAGACGUAGUGUCCGAUCGAGAAUGCAGCGCACUUGCAAAUGUCACGGAGUUUCAGGAUCCUGCAGCAUGCAGAUAUGUUGGAAGCGUUUGCCUCCGUUCAAAAAAGUCGCCGAAGGGCUAUUUCAGCGUUACGAAGGUGCAUCGCACGUAAAGUUCGUCGAAAGGCGUAGAAAGAAAUUAAAGGCCGUCAGCCCAGACUUGAAGAAACCCAUCAGAACUGAUUUAGUUUAUUUGGAUGAUUCGCCGGAUUACUGUGAGCGGAAUGAUUCAUUGAACAUCCUGGGAACACACGGAAGGAUCUGCAACAGGACCAGCCAUGGCAUGGAUGGCUGUCGACUCCUUUGCUGCGGCAGGGGGUACCAAACGAGAGUGAGAGAAGUUGAAGAGAAAUGCAACUGCAGAUUCGUCUGGUGUUGCAACGUAGUAUGUGAUAUAUGUAGAUCGAGAAGGGAAGAGCAUGUAUGCAAUUAAAAAUGUACAAAGAAGGAUUUUUGACACGAGAGUAUUAAUAUGGAGUCGAUGCUGAGAUAGAUCAACCAACGGGAGUGGCAGAAGAAGGAACCACUUAAACAUUUCGAUAUUAAUGCAGAGUUAUGAGUUACAAUGUUAUACUGAUAAUAAUGUUUGUUAUAUAACCGAAUAAAUACGGCAAAUUAUGUAGGUACUUGAAAAAUAUACAUUUUAAAGGUGUUGGGGGAUGAACCAAAGUGGUAUUUUUUAAAGAGCGGGUUCUUUACAAUAAUACUAUAAUUAUUAUAAGUUUUACGAUACAAAAAGACAAGAAAAUGAUUUUACUACAGACACAAAUUAUGUUUUUAUACUGCUCCUCAUUUUUUCACCGGAUAUAUGGUUUUGUUCAAUCUGCAUCAUCAGAAAUAUUCGUCUAUACUCCAUAUAAGCGUGAAGUAAUAAUGCUUUCACUGACAGUUAAUUCUAACCAAACUUUUAACAAUAAUUGACAUAUACGUUUUUACUGUUUUUGUUUUUUUUAUUAAAUAUCGUUAGCAGAUUAUAAAAAGUAG